GGAAAGGUGGGAAUUAUUUUGCAGUGACGCAGGAACUCCGAGAGCGGCGGAGAAUUUGUGGGAAUUAGAGAAAUCUGAACUUUCAGCUUCAGUAUUUGUUUCAUUUUUCUGCAUGUAUUUCUAAAACAGACGAAGCCACGAUGCUAAUUAAAGUCAAGACACUCACAGGCAAAGAAAUCGAGAUUGACAUCGAGCCCACAGAUAAGGUGGAGAGAAUAAAAGAGCGAGUGGAGGAGAAAGAAGGAAUCCCACCUCAGCAACAGAGACUCAUCUACAGUGGGAAACAGAUGAAUGAUGAGAAAACGGCAGCAGAUUACAAGAUCCAGGGCGGCUCGGUGCUGCAUCUGGUUCUUGCUCUAAGAGGUGGACAAAUCCACCAACAACCCGACAGGCUUCUCCUAAAUAUGUAACCGCCAGUCCUGCCUUGGUCAGCUUAGAUACUCAGAAACCAUCAGAUCAACUGUAUGAAUGACUGGUUGCCACCAUAUGCUUUGUUUGUUGGAUCAUUCAUCACCUUCUUCCUGUUAAUGCCACUCCCACUUCAUUUGUUAAGAGCGAAACUGCUCUUUUUGUUAAGUUUACAAGGAAUGUUUGAAUUAAGGUAAAACUCAUGUAUGACUUUGACAAUAAACAUUGAUGCCACCAUUUAA
Messenger RNA from Danio aesculapii, 650 nucleotides. RefSeq names its product NEDD8 ubiquitin like modifier (gene nedd8). Gene Ontology annotation, molecular function: ubiquitin protein ligase binding; protein tag activity. The transcript has 4 exons. The record is from RefSeq and is a predicted model, not a curated record. NCBI's taxonomy places the organism in Eukaryota, Metazoa, Chordata, Actinopteri, Cypriniformes, Danionidae. The coding region runs from base 141 to 410 and encodes 89 amino acids. Gene Ontology annotation, cellular component: nucleus; cytoplasm. Gene Ontology annotation, biological process: modification-dependent protein catabolic process; regulation of proteolysis; protein neddylation.